Nymphaea colorata (pocket water lily) is the source of this 1264-nucleotide messenger RNA. RefSeq lists its product as uncharacterized. Gene Ontology annotation, biological process: positive regulation of DNA repair. The record is from RefSeq and is a predicted model, not a curated record. NCBI's taxonomy places the organism in Eukaryota, Viridiplantae, Streptophyta, Magnoliopsida, Nymphaeales, Nymphaeaceae. Gene Ontology annotation, cellular component: BRCA1-A complex; BRISC complex. The transcript has 3 exons. Bases 54 to 860 code for a protein of 268 amino acids.
CCAAGGACCAAGGCUAAUAUUGGGAGAGAGAGAGAGAGAGAGAGAGAGAGAGGAUGGAGGGUGGCAGUGGCGGCCCUGUCGGGGAGAGAACGGGGAGUAGCAGUGGCGCCACCUACGCACUGAGGCACAACAGACCUUGCAACCACGAGGACAUCAUCUUCUGCAUCGACAUCGACAGGCAAUCCCAGGCGGACAUGAAGGUGACGGGGGCGAAGGGCCGCCCCAUCACCCGCCUCGAUGCCAUCAAGCAGGCCAUCCUCCUCUUCCUUCACGCCAAGCUCCGGAUGAACCCCAACCACCGCUUCGCCUUUUCUGCUCUCUCCCACUCCGCCUCCUGGAUUCGAAGGGAGUUCAGUGGUGACGUGGAUUUGGCUUUAUCGGCGCUCAGAUCCAUCUCGGCCGAUUUGUCGUACGAUCAGGCCGAUCUCUCUCAGUUGUUCAAGAUGGCUGCUUAUGAAGGAAGGAGAUGUCGGGCUCAAUCCCGAAUCCUCAGAGUGAUCCUCAUAUACUGCCGAUCAUCUGUCCAACCUGAGUUUCAUUGGCCAGAAGGUCAGAAAUUAUUUACCCUGGAUGUGCUCUACCUUCAUGAUAAACCCAGCCCAGACAACUGCCCCCAGAAGGUCUAUGAUACGCUUGUGGAUGCACUUGAGCAUGUGGGUGAACAUGAGGGUUACAUAUUUGAGAGUGGAGGUGGAUUGACCCGCGUGCUUUUCAAACAAAUGUGUCUCCUCCUAUCGCAUCCGCAGCAACGAUGUUCUCAAGAGGAUUUGGACAUUCCCAAGUCUGUGACAAAGAAAGUUCCAGUGACUGAAGGGCAUCCUGUCAAGGAAGAGGAGACACCCCAUGGUUCCAACCAAUAGCAUGGUUAAUAGGUAUCGGUUGUACUUUUACACAAUGGAGGAGAUGUUGCUUGAAAUAGAAGGUUCCUCUGCAGUGAGGUCCUCUUCGCAUUGUAUAAAAUGGCAUGAUGUUAUGGUGUCUGUUGCUGCUACAAGCCUUUUUUUUUUUUUUUUUGCUUUCACCAAGUUAGUCAAAAUGGUCGGAUACUGAUUACAGCAGUUAUUGGAGAUUCUCAGUAUCCUUCAUGAAUUGGAGUUCAGCGACCUUCAUGAAUCAAUGGAACCGGCUUUCUCCUGAGAAGGAAGAGCAGCCAGCUCUCUCAAUUUGAGUAGCUAUUGUCCUAAACAAGAUUGUGACGUAUGGCGUGUAGAACCCAUUUCAAGUUACUGGUUUCUUGUACAUGCAUUCAGAUGCAUUUUUCGGA